AUGAAAGAUAGGACGCUGACAGCGUCUCAGCCACUGGAUACUUUUUUAUUAUCCGAGCGCAACGUACAGCUGCUCCGCCGUGGAAGUCUUGUUUUUGCCAAGAGCCCGUCAGAAGUGAAGGUCUCUCGUCUGCAGAGCGGAUCGCACGCGCGAAGGCGCAUGCUCAUGUCUCCAGCAUGCCUUUCCUCCACUUCGUCCUCCGCGACAAACUUGUUCGAAUCGCAGCUGCACUCCUCAGCGUGUGGUUCCGACGAAAUGCCCAGCAGCGGUUCGUUGAAGUCGAGCGUGGCAGCGUCGGACGAAGAACCGGUGCACCACCGCGGCUCUUUUCGCGUUUGCUCGCCGCAUCUUGUCAAAGAACCAUCUGUUAGGCACCGGAGCCUAAGCCCCAUGCCUCUGUUCAACAAUGCCGAGGAGUCCGAAGUCACAGAAGAGAGUGAAAAUGAGUCGGGCUACUUGGAUCCGUGCAUGGUAUGGGCGAACGAAAGUGUCAAGGAGAAUGGUGCUGCUGAGGAUGCCGCCGACGUGCGUGCCGUGAUGGAUGCGCCCAUGCCUGUCCGCCAUCGCUGCUCUUCAGGUGGAACACGUCGCCACACAAUCCUGCAUUCGCUUAUGGCAACGGAACCGGAUAAGUGCACUGCCAUGGACCUUGCACACGCGACCGGGACCGAUGAGCUGAUUCUGGCCGCAGAGAUGCUUCUGAUGAACCAAUCACCAGAUACCCACGACACAGAUGGUUUGAAGCCUGAUUCAGACGAUGGCAGAAGUGACGAGGAUACAGACACUUUGCUGUAUUCUGUCUGCAACGUGAAAGACGGUCCCAGUCCGCCACGGAGCCUCGCGUUCCGCAGAGAGUGCCGCACGCUGUCGUACACGAAGGGCAACAUGCUGCAUUCAUUUGCCGCCCGUCAGCGCGCGCAAGAUGGUACGGCGCACAGAUCGGCGCACGAUCCCUCUGCUUCACGCGCAUCCAACUAG
Malassezia vespertilionis is the source of this 978-nucleotide messenger RNA. RefSeq lists its product as uncharacterized. The coding region runs from base 1 to 978 and encodes 325 amino acids. The transcript is spliced from 2 exons. The record is from RefSeq and is a predicted model, not a curated record. Lineage: Eukaryota; Fungi; Basidiomycota; Malasseziomycetes; Malasseziales; Malasseziaceae.